This is a messenger RNA of Cajanus cajan (pigeon pea), 3554 nucleotides long. RefSeq lists its product as uncharacterized. The record is from RefSeq and is a predicted model, not a curated record. Gene Ontology annotation, biological process: protein phosphorylation. Gene Ontology annotation, molecular function: protein kinase activity; ATP binding; protein binding. NCBI's taxonomy places the organism in Eukaryota, Viridiplantae, Streptophyta, Magnoliopsida, Fabales, Fabaceae.
CCAAAAGUUAAAAAAAAAAAUGGAUUAAGUGUACACAUGUGGCAUACCACUUUGGUUAUUUCAUUUAUAAACGCCAAAUUGCUAUGAUCACCACCAUAUCCUCUUAUUCUUGAUUUUGAUUCAAAGACAUUGUUACACUUAAAUCAUGGUUCGCACGUUUGUAAGGCAAAAAUCCAUGUUGGUUCUAAUUCUCUGUGUGUUUCUAACAUUCUCGUGGCCCCAAGCUGCAGCUGAAGACAGCGAAGCAAAUGCUCUGUUGAAGUGGAAACACAGCCUUGACACCUCCAGCCAAGCUCUCUUGUCAACAUGGAGUGGUAAUAGUUCAUGCAAAUGGAAAGGAAUUCAGUGUGACAAAUCCAACUCAGUCUCCUCCAUAGAUCUUACAAAUUUUGGACUUAAAGGUACACUUCACACUCUCACCUUCUCCUUUUUCCCUAACCUCCUCACCCUAAAUAUCUACCAAAACUCCUUUUAUGGGACCAUUCCCCCACAAAUCGGUAACUUGUCCAAAGUAAAUGUUUUGAAUUUUUCUUUAAAUUCUUUCCAUGGUUCCAUCCCUCAAGAAAUGUGGACACUAGGGAGUUUACAUAGCCUUGAUCUUUCCUUGUGUCAACUAAGUGGAGAGAUUCCUAAUUCCAUAGCAAACUUGUCCAACCUGUCAUUUCUAGAUUUAGGUGGCAACACAUUUUCUAGCCACAUUCCUCCACAAAUUGGAAAGUUGCACAAGUUGGAGUAUCUAGGUAUUGCAGGUAGUAACCUCUCUGGUUCCAUUCCUCAGGAAAUUGGAAUGUUGACAAACCUUAGGCUUAUUGAUUUGUCAAGAAACUCUCUCUCUGGUACUAUCCCUGAAACAAUAGGUAACAUGAGCAAUUUAAACCAACUUUACCUUUCAAAUAACUCCCUUCUAUCAGGACCAAUCCCAUUCUCCUUAUGGAACAUGUCUAACUUGACCUUGCUCUACCUAGAUGCCAAUAAACUUUCUGGUUCAAUCCCUGAGUCCAUAGAAAAAUUGGCCAAUUUAGAGCAACUUGCACUUGAUAUCAAUAACCUUUCCGGAUCCAUUCCUUCCACCAUUGGAAACUUGACAAAGCUCACCAUGUUGUAUUUGAGCUUUAAUAAUCUUUCCGGGUCGAUUCCUCCCUCUAUAGGAAAUUUGAUCAAUUUGGAUGCCCUUAGCCUCCAAGCAAACAAUCUCUCUGGAGCAAUUCCUGCCACAUUUGGAAACUUGCAAAGGCUCACCAUUUUGGAAUUGUCCACCAACAAACUUAAUGAUAGUAUUCCACAAGGCUUGUAUAACAUUACCAACUGGUAUUCCUUGUUACUAGCUGAGAAUGAUUUCACAGGCCAUUUACCACCUCAAAUUUGCUCUGCUGGCUCACUGGUUUUCUUUAAUGCUUAUCACAACCGUUUCACGGGUCCAGUGCCAAGAAGCUUAAAGAAUUGCUCUAGUAUUGCUAGAAUAAGACUGGAAGGAAACCAAUUGGAAGGAGAUAUAGCACAAGACUUUGGUGUAUAUCCAAAUUUGAAAUACAUUGAUUUAAGUGACAACAGAUUUCACGGUCACAUUUCACCAAACUGGGGAAAGUGCCCUAAUCUCGAUACCUUGAUGAUGUCCAACAAUAAUAUUUCUGGUGGUAUACCAAUUGAGCUUGUUGAGGCAACUAAUCUAGGUAGGCUACACCUUUCUUCAAAUCACUUGAAUGGAAAACUACCAAAAGAGAUAAGUAAGCUAAAGUCAUUGGUUGAACUCAAGAUCAGCAACAACCAUCUUUCAGGAAACAUUCCCACUGAAGUAGGAUUGUUGCAGAAUCUUCGAGUGUUGGAUCUUGCAGCAAACGAGUUGACUGGUGCAAUACCAGAACAAGUUAUAUCAUUACCCAAAUUACUAGAAUUGAAUUUGAGCAAUAAUAAAAUAAAUGGAAGUAUUCCCCUUGAGUUUCGCCAAUUCCAGUCUCUUCAAUCUCUUGAUUUUAGUGGGAAUUCAUUGAGUGGAACAAUACCAAGAAAACUUGCAGAGGUGAAGCAAUUGCAAUGGUUGAAUCUUUCACAUAAUGAUCUUUCUGGAAGUAUUCCAUCUGGUUUUGAUGGCAUGUCAAGUUUGAUUUCGGUCAACAUAUCUUACAACCAGUUAGAAGGGCCCCUUCCAAAUAAUCAAGCCUUUCUUAAGGCUCCAAUUGGAUCAUUAAGAAAUAAUAAAGGCUUGUGUGGUAAUGUCACAGGUUUGCUUCUUUGUCCAACCACCAACCAUAGUCAAAAGAGCAACAAAGUCAUCCUAGUGGUAUUGCUUAGUUUAGGAACUCUAAUACUAGUGUUAUGUGCGGUGGCACUUUCAAUGUAUAUAUUUUAUGGUAGUAAAAGAAAGGAAAAAGGUCAUUCUAGUUUCGAAGGAGCACAUAAGGAAGUAUUCUUUUCCAUAUGGAGCUUUGAUGGGAAAAUCAUGUUUGAAAAUAUCAUUAAAGCUACAGAGAAUUUUGAUAAUAAAUAUCUCAUUGGAGCAGGAAGUCAAGGAUAUGUUUACAAAGUGGUCUUGCCUACAGGUUUGGUUGUUGCUGUGAAGAAACUUCAUUCAGUGAUUGAUGAGGAAAUGUCAGAUUUUAGUUCAAAGGCUUUUGCAAGUGAGAUUCAAGCCUUGACAGAAAUCAAGCACCGAAACAUUAUAAAGUUGCAUGGAUUUUGCUCACAUUCACAGGUCUCAUUUCUUGUUUAUGAAUUCAUGGAGGGGGGCAGCUUAGAUCAAAUGUUGGACAAUGACACACAUGCAAGUGCAUUUGAUUGGGAAAAAAGGGUUAAUGUUGUUAAAGGUGUGGCCAAUGCUAUUUCUUAUUUGCAUCAUGAUUGCUCACCUCCAAUUGUUCAUCGAGAUAUAUCAAGUAAGAAUGUUCUUCUAGAUCUUGAAUAUGAAGCUCAUGUCUCUGACUUUGGCACUGCAAAGUUUUUGAAGCCAAGUUCAGAUAGUUGGACCCAAUUUGCAGGCACCUUUGGGUAUGCUGCUCCAGAGUUGGCCCAAACAAUGGAAGUGAAUGAGAAAUGUGAUGUUUAUAGUUUUGGAGUACUUGCUUUGGAAAUCAUUAUGGGAAAACAUCCAAGAGAUCUCAUUUCUCAAUUUAUGUCACCAUCUAUGGUACCAAUUGUUAAUGAUUUGCUAUUAGCUGAUGUUAUAGAUCAACGACCUCCUCAACCUACAAAACCAAUUGAUGGGGAGGUGAUCUUAAUUACAAGGUUAGCAUUUGCAUGCUUAAGUGAAAAUCCACGUUCUCGACCAACCAUGGAUCAAGUAUCUAAGGCUCUUAUAACAGGGAAAUCACCUUUGCCUGACCAAUUUCCUAUGAUCAAACUAGGACAACUACGCUGAAUCAUUGGAGUAAUAAAAUAUUUAGUUUCCUUUUUAUUCUUGUGUAUCCCAUUCUUCUUCCUUCUUUAUGUUGUAAGCUUACCUACUUUGUUCAUUGUAUAUAUCAAGUACAAUAUUUGAAACUACUAAUUUGUUCAAGUAAAAUUGUAGAUUGACUAGUAAUGUAGUUAUAUAAAUAGAGGGAAACUUGAGUUAUCAUUCA